AUCGCUUUUGUGUGAAUUCGAAUAACGACCUUGAACUUCUUGAAUACGUUCUUUGACAUCUCUGGUUUCGCUGUGUCAACUCGGACUGACAAAAAUUCGCCUUCCUCGGUUCAAUAUAUUGACAAUCGGUCAAGAUGCCAAAAUGGCCGACACACGACUCACAGCCGACCACAACAACGUCUCAAGAAGAAGAUGAAUUGUCUACGGCACCGCCUUCUGUGGUUCCCAAUGAUGUCGAAAAACAUGAAAUUGAGAAGAAUAUUGUCCCAGACAAAGUAUCUGCAUUUAAAGGAUUGGGAUGGCUAGAUCGUUUUUUGGCUGUGUGGAUUCUGCUCGCCAUGGCAAUAGGAAUUCUGUUAGGAAACUUUGUUCCUAGUACGGGUCCAGCUCUUGAGAAGGGCCAGUUUGUUGGUGUAUCGGCACCAAUUGCCAUUGGCUUGUUGGUAAUGAUGUAUCCGAUCUUAUGCAAGGUCCAGUACGAAACACUGCAUCUCGCAUUCAAGACCAAAGAGCUCUGGAUUCAAGUCGGUUUCAGCAUUCUGGUAAACUGGCUCAUUGCUCCAUUCUUGAUGCUGGCAUUAUCAUGGGCUUUCCUUCCGGAUGAGAGUGGCCUUCGCGAAGGUCUAAUUCUGGUGGGUAUUGCUCGUUGUAUCGCUAUGGUGUUGAUCUGGACCGGUCUUGCAGGAGGAGACUCUCAGUAUUGUGCAAUUCUAGUCGCGAUCAACUCGAUCCUGCAGAUGGUCUUAUUCGCGCCGCUCGCCAUCUUCUUCAUCAACGUAAUCAGUCACUCGCACUCAACCAUCUCGCCCUCUUAUUCGACAGUAGCCACAAGUGUCGCCGCAUUUUUGGGCAUCCCAUUGGCCGCAGCCAUCAUCACACGAUUCGCCAUCCGGAAGAUUUCACCGGCCUGGUACGAUCAGACCUUCCUCAUAUGGGUUGCGCCAUGGUCGUUGAUCGGGCUUCUCUACACCAUCAUCGUCUUGUUCGCAUCUCAAGGACAUCGUGUUGUCCACCAGAUCGUGUCAGUCGUACGAGUGGCAGCACCGUUGAUCGUCUACUUCUUCGCCAUCUUCAGUCUAACAUUGUGGAUCACACAUAAGCUUGGGUUCGGCUACAAGUUGGCGACGACACAGAGUUUUACGGCUGCAAGCAACAACUUCGAGCUGGCGAUUGCUGUUGCGACAGCGACAUAUGGUGCCAACAGUGAUCAAGCGUUGGCGGCGACGGUGGGUCCUCUGAUUGAGGUGCCUGUGUUACUCGGCUUGGUGUAUGUAGUGAGGUGGAUAGGCAAUAAACGUCAGUGGAAGGCUUAGAUAUAGUCAUAAUGAAUC
Aureobasidium pullulans EXF-150 is the source of this 1331-nucleotide messenger RNA. Its product is annotated as arsenical-resistance protein ACR3. Gene Ontology annotation, molecular function: arsenite transmembrane transporter activity; antiporter activity; antimonite transmembrane transporter activity. Gene Ontology annotation, biological process: arsenite transport; antimonite transmembrane transport. The record is from RefSeq and is a predicted model, not a curated record. The coding region runs from base 135 to 1313 and encodes 392 amino acids. Lineage: Eukaryota; Fungi; Ascomycota; Dothideomycetes; Dothideales; Saccotheciaceae. The transcript has 4 exons. Gene Ontology annotation, cellular component: plasma membrane.